Spodoptera exigua (beet armyworm) is the source of this 1018-nucleotide messenger RNA. NCBI's taxonomy places the organism in Eukaryota, Metazoa, Arthropoda, Insecta, Lepidoptera, Noctuidae. The record is from the annotation of a GenBank genome assembly.
ACAAAGUCAAAAUGCAUGUUAGCCAAUCCGAGUACAUUAAGGAACAAAAUUAUGACAAAACAAGUGACAGUUGAUACAAAAACAAAUAGUUUUGGUGAUAAUUGAAAAGUUAGUAUUUGAAUGUUUUGCUUAGCAUUUUUACUGAAUAUAUAAAGUAGUUAACCAGUAAUAUAUUGCAGAAAAUAUGAAUGUAGUUAUAAGACGGGUUUUAACGAGGCGGUCAUUUGCAUUAUGUGACAGACUUGCACAUAAAACUUUAUCUAAACAUAUACCCAUAACCUCAACAUGUCCUGUUAUACAAUUGCGAAAUUACUGCCAGGAGCGUUUGGAAACAGAAACGCGAAAAUUACCGCAGCUUAUGGAAUUCCCGCCUGUCGUGUGGCCUUCGUUUAUCAAGUUUAUAAAGAAUUGGAUGUUUGCUAAUUUUAUCAUCAGACCUUAUUUUGACCAAGAAUUCAGCUUAAAUGAGUUCAUUGAAGGAUCAAAACAUGCUGUUCAGGUUGUUUCAGAAUGCUUACAAAAGAGUGAUUUCAAGUCAUUAGAAGGUUUGGUAGAUAAGGAUGCUAUUGCGGCACUAAAGUCUGCCAUUUCAAAGCUCUCAGUCACACAAAGGCAGCUACUGUCCAUUGAGAAAGAAGACAUCUUUUAUGCCUUCCCAUAUCAGGUUGGUGUAAUGUUUGAUGAUGCAGACAAACGCUGGGUUGAAAUAACAAUGUGCUACCAUGUAUUCAGGGGGCUUAGACAUUUGAAAGAAGCUGGUGAUUUACCACCCAUCACCAUUGGAGUACAACCAGAAUACCAGGACAAGAUAUUUAUUCUAAACUACAGAUUUAUAAGGGAGUUCACUAAAGGAGUAGAAGAUAGUUGGUGGAUUAAUAUUGUUAACCACUUCCAGCCACAGAAUCUAAUAAAGAAAUAAUUUUAUUGUAAUGUUCAAGUCUUUGUUGCAGCUGAAACAAUUUUGUGGUUUUUGAUAGUUUUUGAUUGAUUAUACAAAUUAUACAUGUAACACUUUUAU